Vicia villosa (hairy vetch) is the source of this 1251-nucleotide messenger RNA. RefSeq lists its product as uncharacterized. Lineage: Eukaryota; Viridiplantae; Streptophyta; Magnoliopsida; Fabales; Fabaceae. The transcript is spliced from 4 exons. Bases 576 to 1070 code for a protein of 164 amino acids. The record is from RefSeq and is a predicted model, not a curated record.
AUUAAAAACUUCAAAAUUUCUAAAAUAAUGAGAAAGCGCCUACGAACAGGUUUCUUUGUUAUUCGUUCUUGUUCUCAAACGUGAAAACCCUAAAUCCCAAAUCAAUUCUCGUUCUUCUUCCUCUCAAAUUGAAAACCCUAAAAUCCCAAAUCGAUUCUCGUUCUUCUUCUUCUCAAACUGAAAACAAUAAAAUCCAAAAUCGAUGCUCGUUCUUCUUCUACCAUUCCCAGUCGUCAUUCCUCGUUCUACUUCUAGGGUGUUGAUAUCAUUCGCCGCGCCGUUCUUCUUUGUCCAAACAAAGAAAUAGAAACUGAAUCUGAAAUCAAGCAACUUGUACUGAUUUUAUAGCCAUUAAGGAAUAUCUUUGCUAGGGGUUACUUGUGAAGAGUGAAGUUCGAUUCGUUUCCAAGAAUCUUACAGUGUGUGUUUCCAGAAGUUGCUGACUUUCUCUACAGAUAAUUAGUUAUUCUUUUGCUAUAGUUGCGUGACUAAUUAGCGUUUUUUGUUUAGCUUAUUUUGAAAUAGUUGCGUGAAUAAUUAUAGUGUUUUUGUUUACCUUAAUUAGUGAUAAUUCCAUGGAUAAAAAAUGGAUGAAUGCCGAUCGAUUGUCAAAAGAGUACGAGAAUGGGGUAUUGGAAUUUGUUAAAUUUGCUGUUGAACACGUCAAAGACGCCGGUCGAAUGAAAUGUCCUUGUUUGGGUUGUUGUUAUGGGGGUCGGGUUGACGCUGAUGGAUUGAAAUCGCAUUUACUGACGCAUGGGAUUGAUCGAAGUUAUAAGUGUUGGAUAUAUCAUGGUGAGAAAAUUAACGAGAAUGUUGAACCGGGGGAGAAAAGUAAUACGACGACCUAUGCUCCAGACGACAAUGACACAGAUACAUACGAUUGUGAUAGAGUCAAAGAGAUUGCAGAAGCACUUGAAGAAGUAAAGCCAAAGAGUAAAGCCAACAACAUCACAUGGAUUCGAGUGGAGUACUUUGAUGACUUCAAGUGUGCUACUUACUCAAAAUCUAAGUUGGAUGAACUUAAGGAGGAAUGGUGUCAAUUCAUGAUUGAGUUGAAAGUUGUAUAGGAUAUUGAAGGGUAAAAAGGUUAGCUGGCAAGAAGAAAAAGUAGAUAUUUAGCAUCCUUUUGACUUGUGUAAAAAAUAACAAUGUUUUGGAUGAUGCAAUUGUUUUCAUUCAAUUGGAUGUAAUUUUGUUGUUGUUUAUUAAUAUAUUCUUAGCAUAUAAAAAAUACAAAGUUUAUUCGUA